AUGUCCGACCCCAAACUCAAAGCAGAGCUCUACCGGAUGGCCCGCAAAGAGCUCCAGCUCACCCACAUCCCCAUGAUCAAAAAGGUAGCGAACGAACUCGACGACGCCUCGGAAGCCUGGUACCCCAAGAUUCUUACACUGUCAGCACAAGUCAAUGCUGGCAGUGACGAAAAGAUGGUGGAAGUGAUGAGGGAAGCGUCCGAAGCUAUGGCCAAGUAUGAGAAGGUGCUGAGUGAUGUGGCGCCGAAGUUGAAGGAGUGGAAGGACUUGUUGGCGAAGUGGGGCGGGCCUGAGGGCCCGGCGCCGGGGCCGACGGCGUUUGAUAGCUAG
Molecule: messenger RNA, 330 nt
Organism: Didymosphaeria variabile
Lineage: Eukaryota; Fungi; Ascomycota; Dothideomycetes; Pleosporales; Didymosphaeriaceae
Exons: 1
Coding region: 1-330 (109 amino acids)
Source: RefSeq, a predicted model, not a curated record